Messenger RNA from Mytilus trossulus (common blue mussel), 692 nucleotides. RefSeq lists its product as uncharacterized. The coding region runs from base 27 to 692 and encodes 221 amino acids. The transcript is spliced from 5 exons. The record is from RefSeq and is a predicted model, not a curated record. Lineage: Eukaryota; Metazoa; Mollusca; Bivalvia; Mytilida; Mytilidae.
ACAGUCAGCUAGGUUCCCGCAUUACUAUGAACAUAAUACCAACUAUUUACAUAGCAUAUUUGCUUUUACACGAAGUUCAGUUACUAGUUGAAUUUUUUGGAGAAAUGGAAGAAUUCCACAACAUAGUGAAAGUGACAUUAAAUUGUUAUUUUUCAACUGGGUCCCAUGAUUGUUCCGCAGAAUUUCUCUACAACAAAGAAACAAUUGACAAUCUAAGAGCAAGCAACGACAAAUGUUAUCAUAAAAAUAAGUUAUGUAAAUUCGAUACAUGUGCCUGUUCCAAUGAGUGUAAACAGUAUACUUUGAUAUUGACGAACACGUACUUUACAGACGGUGACAUAUUUGGCUGUGAAGUUCAUUAUAAUGAUGCAGGUUAUAUACAUAGAUUGACAACAGAAAUACUAUUUAAUGGAAGUGAUUUUCUUUAUCAUAAUACGCUUUCUAAUAUUGUUGCUCGACCAGAUAAAGAUUCAAGUUCAACAAAACCACCAAAAACAAGAAAACCGAUAACAAGAGACGAAAUAUUCAUUGUUUUGCUAAGUGUACUUGUAACAAUUAUAGUUUGUGGAUUACCAAUAACAUUUAUAGCAAUAAGAAGGCGAAACAAAGAUGAUGCUCACAAUGAUCUAAUUAUGGAGCAUUCAAUGACAGAUGCAUUAUUUGUACUCAAAUACUAUCUAAAUAAAGGUUAA